AUGAGCUCGAUUGUAUUUAGGGCUCCACUUACACAAGAGGAGUCCACUUUCUAUUCAAACCAAUUCAAGAGCUUAGAUAAGGAAAAUUUAGGUAUAGUGACAGGUGAAUCUGUCAGACCUUUAUUUGCUGGGUCUGGUUUGUCACAAAAUGUUUUGGGUCAAAUCUGGGCUUUAGUCGACAUAAACAAUAAAGGGUUUUUGAAUGAAUCUGAAUUUUUCGCUGCUUUAAGAUCUAUUGCAAUCUUACAAUCUUCUCCAACUACUCCAAUCAAUAAUGAACUAUAUCAGAUCACUCCAAGUCGUCUACCUCAAUUAAAUAUUGUUCCUACUGCUUCUACCAUUACUCCUGUUACCACUGGCACAACAACUAUCAACCCUGUUGAUUUACCCGCUCCAUCCCAUAAUGAUGUAGCACAAUUUGGUCAAUUGUUUGAUAGAUCAUCCAAUUCUCAAUCUAUUUUAUCUGGUGAUAAGGCAAAAGAUAUAUUUUUGAAAGCCAAACUACCAAACCAAACCUUAGGUGAAAUUUGGGCUCUAUGUGACAGAAAUGCAUCUGGUUCUUUAGAUAAGAGUGAAUUUAUCAUGGCCAUGCAUUUAAUUCAGUUGGUGAAAAAUAAUAACACCAAUAUGAUUCAAUUGUUAAGUAACCGUCAACCUUUACCAUCUACUAUGUGGUCUUCCAUAUCUCAGUCAUUAAAUAAUACUAUCACUGUCUCUUCCCCAAUGUCUCACCCAUUAAGUACCAACUCCACUGGUCUCUCAUCUAUUACAAACAAUUCCAAUCAAUCUCCCAUUGGCAGAACUCCAACUAUAUCCCGUUUGUCCAGUGGGGUCUUCAACAGCGCCUCAAAUGAUUGGAUUCUUUCUUCAGAAAAGAAACAGCAAUUCGAUGCAAUUUUUGAUUCCUUAGAUAAACAAAAGACUGGUUCUUUAGCUUCAGACGUUUUAGUGCCCUUUUUCCUUUCAUCCAAAUUGAAUCAAGAGACUUUGGCUACCAUUUGGGAUCUAGCAGAUAUUCAUAACAGUGCAUCUUUCACUAAAAUUGAAUUUGCUAUAGCCAUGUUUUUAAUUCAAAAGAAAAAUAAUGGGUUUGAAUUACCAGAUGUAAUCCCCAAUGAACUGCUACAUUCUCCAGCAUUAGGCUUGUAUCAAACCCAUCAAAUCCCAUCAAGAGCCACUAAACCUACUUUUGAUGAACCCACACCACAGUUUCCCACAACUGCACAAAUUCCAGUUCAAAAUUCUAACAAUGGAUCAUUGAAUGACUUAAUGGCAUUAAAUAAUUCAUUUAACUCUUCACCACCUGCACCACCAUCACACGCUACAACUACAAUAACAGGUAACCAACCUUCACGUAGCAAUACCACUAUUUCGUCCCAACCAUUGCAUCUAAAGAAAUUUACACCAACCUCCAAUUUUGGUCAAAGUAUAAUAAAGGAGGAAACAGAUAAAGUUACACCUUUACCUCAAUUCCAACCACAUCAAUUAUCCAAACAGACUCCUCCUGUUCCACCGGUUCAAAGAACUGCAUCUGUAUCACUGCCACAAGUACCAAAUUUUGCCUCUACUCUGAAUAUGCAUAGUACUGGUAGUUCUACCACUGCUAACCCUGCUAUAAAUAAUACUACAGGAGCUUCAAUGACUAAUACCUCCAAUGCGUUCCAGAAUGACGAUCUAUAUGCCGAUGCGGAUGCAUCUGCUCAAUUAUCUGCUGCCACCACAGACUUAGCCAAUUUAUCUAACCAAGUAACUUCAUUAACUACUCAAGCUUCUUUAACCAAUGAGAGAAAGGCUAGAGCUAAUAAGGAAUUACAACAUGUCACUGAAAUGAAGAAGAAUAUUGAGGUCAAAUUGGCUAAUUUACGUUCUACUCAUGAACAAAAUACUAAACAAACUGAAUUGUUAGAAUCUCAGUUAUUGGCUGCUAACAAGGAAAAGGACACUCUACAGAAUGAAUUAAACGUCGUAGAAGCAAAUUUCCAUGCUGUACAAACCAAGUUAACAGAGUUGACACAAUCUUUACAAAAUAUACAACAGGAAAAUACCCAAUUAAAAGAAAAACUUGCUGAUAUGAACAAUCAAAAUACUAUUUUGAAUCAGCAGUUACAAGAAAAACAACAACAUGUCAAACAAGAAAGAUCUGUAGCUGAUGUCAAUGCUAAACAAUUAGAAUUAAGUGAAAUUAGUGUGACCAAUUUACAAAAAGAAAUUGCUGGAUUGGAAGAAAAUUUGGCCAUUUACUUAUCUAAGCAGAAAGAAUUGAAUGAAUAUAAAGAUACUGUAGAGAAACAACAUGGUGAAUUACAAAGGAGAUAUGAAGAAUUAUCUAGCACCGAAACAGAUUUAAAUAACCGUCAAUUACAACUAGAUGAAAGAACUAAACAAAUUGAAGAACAAGAAAAACUAUAUCAUGAGCAUGUUGCCCAAUUACAAUCCAUGUUUGAAGAAUUAGCUCAAAGAAAAGAGACUUUUGAUAAAGCUAAUGAAAAGUUGAAAAGACAAAACAUUGAAUAUGCGAACCAAAUUCAACAAUUAACUGAAAGACAAAUGCAACUAGCCGUGGGUGAAAUUCCUAAAGAUGCUAAUGAAGUUAUAAAAAAAUUUGCUACAUCUGGAAAUGGCAUGGAUGUAAAUACAAGUAACACAUAUAACUCUAAAAACAUAAAUGAGAAAGAUUUGUCAUUAAAAGAAGUCGAUAAAGAAUCCACUAAUAGUUCUGUGAAUGAUGAAGAGGAUAUCAGAACUGAAAAAACAGAAAGUGAUGUCUUCGAUAAAGAUAUUCCAACUGUUGCUUCUCAAAGUGAACUUGGAGAUAUCAAUACGGAAACCAACAUUAAUGAGGAACAACUUUCUGAUAGAUUUGAAGGUAAUCUAGAUGAAUACGGCAUCCCAAGAACUCAGUCCUUUACUUCAUCAGUAGCCAAUAAUGCUCCACAAUCCGUUAGAGAUGAUGUGGAAUUACCACCAUCUUCUGGUCAAGUUGUAGAAACAGUUACUGACACUCCAAAUAUUUCUACAUCAUUAACACCAGAACAAACUGCUACUGAUAAUCGCGAAAAUACUACAGAUGUUUCCGAUAAGACUGAUUUGGAACCAAUACCUGGCCAAUGGUCUAAUGAAACUGAAAAUGUCACUGUUCCUACCAACGAACACCCUGCUCAUGUCGCCAAACAAAUUGAUCUAACCAACAUUGAAACAACCACAGCUAACGAUAAUGAUGAAUCUAAGUCAUCUAUCAUAGAAUCAUCACAGAUGGAAAGCUAUGAAAAUUUAGAAGAACAAGAAAAUAGUCAGUUAGAAAAUGCUAUCGAUGCCAUAGACAUCCCAGAUACUAAUGUUAAUGACAAAAAGAAUAUUCAUCCAAUUGACCAAGAAUUCCCACCAAUUCAAGAAUUAGAAAUCCAUGAAAGUGAUUCGAUUCCAUCAUCAUCAGAUGAUGAUGACUUCCAGGAUACUAAAGAAGCUAUUACACCACAAAAUGGUUCUUCACCUGUACAACCUGAUACAGCUGCUUUAAAGACUAUCAACGAGUCAGCAGCUGACGUUAUUCCCUCUACAAGUUCAUCAGCUCAUAAUGAUUUCGAUGACGAAUUUGCUGGCUUACAAGAAGCAGCUAUUGAAGAGGACGUUGGUGAAAAUACAAGUAACCAUAUUAAUGCUUCUGCAAGUGAACUACACAAUUUCAAUGAACGAUUUGAAAAUAUUACCAAUACCGAUUUGGAUGAAAAAUUAAAUGGUAAUACAUUUACUGGAAUAACCACAAUACCAAUUACAGUAGCACCAUCUAUCCAACCACCACAGCCACAGACUCAAGAAACCCCAACUAAUACUGAACCAGUAUUGUCUCAUGCUACAAACGAAGUCACUAAUGACGAAUGGGAUGAAAUAUUCGCUGGGUUUGGUAAUGGUAAGACAGCUCAACUUGACAACACUCAAGAAUCAACUAGCCCACAACAAGUCCCACCACAAGCUCCAAAAGGAACUGAUGUGGUUCAACCAAUACCACAACACCCUCAACCAUUAUCCAAGCCACCAAUUAAUCGUAACAUUGCUACUACACCAAAAUCCUUAGCUAUUGAAGAACUAUGUGGAAUGGGUUUCACAGAAGAAGAAGCUGUUCAUGCUUUAGAAAAAUGUAAUUGGGUUUUGGAAGAUGCCACCAACUACCUACUUGAUAGUGCUUAA
Messenger RNA from Arxiozyma heterogenica, 4185 nucleotides. It is a transcript of the gene EDE1, whose product is annotated as Ede1p. Gene Ontology annotation, biological process: endosomal transport; endocytosis. NCBI's taxonomy places the organism in Eukaryota, Fungi, Ascomycota, Saccharomycetes, Saccharomycetales, Saccharomycetaceae. Gene Ontology annotation, molecular function: calcium ion binding; protein binding. The transcript has a single exon. Bases 1 to 4185 code for a protein of 1394 amino acids. Gene Ontology annotation, cellular component: cytoplasm; plasma membrane. The record is from RefSeq and is a predicted model, not a curated record.